AUGCUCCGAUCCUCAUCUCAGAAGUAUGUGGUGACCAGACCACUCUAUUCAGAGGACGCCUUUGAAGAUGAACAUACAAAAGUUUAUCGGAAACACAAGACUCUGCUGGACCACGUUAAGCAGUACUUCACUUGUAAUUCCAAACGUGCAAAAGAUGCUGCCCUUUCUUUGCUGCCUAUCAUCGGAUGGAUGAAGAUCUACUCAAUCAAAGAAUGGCUGUUAAAUGACAUUGUGUCUGGCAUCAGCACUGGACUGGUAGCUGUCUUACAAGGACUAGCCUACAGUUUGCUGGCAUCUAUCUCUCCAUGGUAUGGAUUAUAUGCUGCUUUCUUCCCAGUCCUCACUUAUUUUCUUCUGGGCACUUCUCGACACAUUUCUGUUGGAGCUUUCCCUGUGUUGAGUCUCAUGGUAGGGGCAGUAGUGACCAGACUGGUGCCCGAUGAGGGUCCACCUGCCAACAUCACUGGCUUUGAAGGCCUGACAAAAGAUGAACAGAGAGCCCUAGUGUCCGCCUCACUCACUUUCCUUAUAGGGUUAUUCCAGCUUGGUAUGGGUCUACUACAGGUGGGCUUCAUUGUCAUGUAUCUGUCAGAUACUCUGAUAUCAGGAUUCACAACUGCAGCUGCAGUUCACAUUUUGGUUUCACAGCUAAAAUUUAUAUUUGGGCUGAAUGUGCCAGGCUUCAGUGGACCACUCUCAAUUAUACACACUCUUGAGAGCGUAUUUGGACAGAUCACCUCCACUAACAUCCAUGAUCUGGUCACUUCAAUUGUUGUGAUGGUGGUGGUGUUGUUUGUGAAAGAGCUCAAUGACAGAUUCAGAUCAAAGUUACCAGUGCCCAUCCCUAUUGAAGUGAUUAUGACCAUCAUAGCAUGUGGCGUCUCCUAUGCAUUCAACUUCAGGGACAAUCAUGCAGUGGAAGUAGUGGGGAAAAUUCCAAACUCGUUUGAGCCCCCAAUGGCACCGGACCUGCAGGUUUUCCAGAUGACAGUAGUGGACGCGUUCCCGAUGGCUAUUGUGGGAUUUGCCAUUGCUUUUGCAGUGGCUAAAGUCUAUUCUGUAAAACAUGACUACCUCAUAGAUGGAAAUCAAGAGCUCAUUGCCUUUGGGACAAGCAACAUCUUUGGAGGAGCAUGCAAAUCUCUGGUAGCUAGCACAGCUCUGUCCAGAAGUGCAGUUCAAGAGAGCACUGGAGGAAAAACACAGAUAGCUGGUUUCCUCUCUGCAAUUAUCGUGUUGGUAAUAACCUUGGGGAUAGGGUUCUUGUUGGAACCACUACCAAAGUCAGUGCUGGGCGCUGUGGUAAUAGUGAACCUGAAGGGGAUGUUGAUACAGGUGGUUGAGGUCCCUUACCUAUGGAAGAAAGACCGUCCUGACUGUAUUGUUUGGGUGGGCACCUGCGUGGCUUCCAUAAUACUGGGGUUGGAUUUAGGACUUGCAGUUGGUCUUGGACUGGAGCUGCUUACUGUGGUUUUCAGGGCUCAGUUUCCACGCUGCUGUGUCCUUGCUAAUGUCAUAGGGACAGAUAUCUAUAGAGAUCGCAAGGACUAUAUCAGUAUCUUCGAGUCAGAAGGAGUGAAGAUUUUCAGAAUUCCAUCUCCCAUUUUCUUCGCCAAUAUUGACUUUUUCAGAGGCAAACUGAUCAAUGCUGUUGGCUUUAAUCCUCUGAGAAUACUGAGGAAGAGAAACAAGGCAGUGAGGAAGAUUAAGAAACUGAUCAAGAAAGGGGAGCUGACCUUAACAUCUAAAGGACUGCAGGCCACAUGCUCAAUGCCCAUUGAAGAGUCAGAGGACGAUAGCAACAUGGAAGAUCUGGACCAGCCCACUGACUACUCAGAUCUUCCCAUACAGGUGAACUGGAACGCAGAGCUCCCUGCCAACAUCUGUGUUCCUCCUGUGAACAUCCACAGUUUGGUCCUGGACUUCACCGCAGUCUCAUUUCUUGAUAUAUCUGCACUCAAUGGUCUAAAAACGGCCUUAAAGGAAUUUAUACGCAUUGAUGUUGAAGUUUACAUUGUAGGCUGUGAUCCAUAUAUCAUAGAGAAGCUGAGGAAGUGUCAGUUCUUUGAUGAUGAAAUCAAGACAUCGAUCUUCUUUUUAACCAUCCAUGAUGCAAUGCUUUAUAUUUAUGAGUCCCAUCCACUAAGAACUGUCUCCGGGAGCAUCCCUUACCAACAUAUUAAUUUGUCGAAUGGGUUGAGAAUCCAAGAAAAGGCUGAAAAGAACCUGGAUGUCGAACAAGACACCAAACCAGAGACAAGACUGUAAAGCAGACUGUAAAAAAACCCUAUGUAGAACAGAUCUUUUCACAAAUCAAUGUAAAUAAGCAUUAAAUUACCUUGCAGUUUUGUAUUUUGUGUACUGUACACUAUGCAAAAGUAAUUAGCCUUGGAUUAUUAAAUGUUAAUGUGUUGUGUCACUAUAUUUCUUUUAUUUCAAGGAUGUUGUAUAGAAAAAAAAUGUAUUAGUUCACUAUCAGUGCCUUUUGAAAAUAUAAAUGUUUUUUCUG
Messenger RNA from Xyrauchen texanus (razorback sucker), 2509 nucleotides. It is a transcript of the gene slc26a3.2, whose product is annotated as solute carrier family 26 member 3, tandem duplicate 2. Lineage: Eukaryota; Metazoa; Chordata; Actinopteri; Cypriniformes; Catostomidae. The record is from RefSeq and is a predicted model, not a curated record. The coding region runs from base 1 to 2268 and encodes 755 amino acids. Gene Ontology annotation, cellular component: membrane. Gene Ontology annotation, molecular function: oxalate transmembrane transporter activity; bicarbonate transmembrane transporter activity; chloride transmembrane transporter activity. Gene Ontology annotation, biological process: transmembrane transport. The transcript has 20 exons.